AUGCAGAAGGAUUAUCUGAAAUUAUUUAAUAAAGAUGAUGAUAAAAAAAAAGAUGAUACAAAUAUAAAAGAAGAUAAUACAAGAGAAUUAUUUGGUAAAGAAAAUAAUGUAGAAGAAGAUGAUAUAGUAGAAUUAUUUGGUAAAGAAGGUGAUAUGAAUAAAGAAGAUGAUGAUUCAAAAGAAUUUUGUAGAGUAGACAAUGCAAGAGAAUUAAGAUUUGGUUGA
Molecule: messenger RNA, 225 nt
Organism: Racocetra fulgida
Lineage: Eukaryota; Fungi; Glomeromycota; Glomeromycetes; Diversisporales; Gigasporaceae
Source: the annotation of a GenBank genome assembly